This is a messenger RNA of Argiope bruennichi, 561 nucleotides long. RefSeq names its product soluble scavenger receptor cysteine-rich domain-containing protein SSC5D-like. Bases 1 to 561 code for a protein of 186 amino acids. Lineage: Eukaryota; Metazoa; Arthropoda; Arachnida; Araneae; Araneidae. The record is from RefSeq and is a predicted model, not a curated record. The transcript has 2 exons.
AUGGUCCUUCCCCAUUUCACUGUAGUGCCCCAACGGCCCAACAUUUUCGCACCUCCACACAUUACCCAUUCCAGCGGCCCAGCAUUUUCGCACCUCCACACAUUACCCAUUCCAGCGGCCCAACAUUUUCGCACCUCCACACAUUACCCAUUCCAGCGGCCCAACAUUUUCACACCUCCUCACAUUACCCAUUCCAGCGGUCCAACAUUUUCACACCUCCUCACAUUACCCAUUCCAGCGGCCCAACAUUUUCGCACCUCCACACAUUACCCAUUCCAGCGGCCCAACAUUUUCACAUCUCCACACAUUACCCAUUCCAGCAGCCCAACAUUUUCACACCUCCUCACAUUACCCAUUCCAGCGGUCCAACAUUUUCACACCUCCACACAUUACCCAUUCCAGCGGCCCAACAUUCUCACACCUCCACUCAUUGCCCAUUCCAGCGUCCCAAAAUUCUCAUACCUACACACAUUGCCCAUUCCAGCGGCCCAAGUUCCUCACACCUCCACUCAUUGCCCAUUCCAAUUGCCCAAAAUUCUCACACUUCCACAAAUUGCUUAA